Messenger RNA from Cajanus cajan (pigeon pea), 2078 nucleotides. Its product is annotated as ABC transporter G family member 9. Gene Ontology annotation, biological process: transmembrane transport. The record is from RefSeq and is a predicted model, not a curated record. Gene Ontology annotation, cellular component: plasma membrane. Gene Ontology annotation, molecular function: ABC-type transporter activity; ATP hydrolysis activity; ATP binding. NCBI's taxonomy places the organism in Eukaryota, Viridiplantae, Streptophyta, Magnoliopsida, Fabales, Fabaceae.
UAUUCUUAUAUAGAGAGGAUACAGAUUUAAGGGUUAUUCUUAUCUGAAAAUUGCUACUGAAUAUUGAUGGAGCAGGAGGUGGAAGAAUUAGAGUCUCAAACUAAUCACAAAGCAACACUGCAGGAGGAAGCACCUGAAAUCUUUCACAAGACAAAUCCUCCAGUGACUCUCAAGUUCCAUGAUGUUAUCUAUAAAAUUAAGAUCACAAAGUGGGGAUUGCUUAAGAACACAAAGGCAGAAGAGAAAGUAAUACUGAAUGGGGUGACAGGCAUGGUUCAACCUGGUGAAGUCCUAGCCAUGUUAGGUCCAUCUGGAAGUGGCAAAACAACUUUGCUAUCAGCUUUGGGAGGAAGGCUUGGAGGGAAACUCUAUGGAACCAUAACUUACAAUGGCAAAGCCUUCUCAAAUGCAAUGAAAAGGAGCACUGGUUUUGUCACACAAGAUGAUGUUCUCUAUCCCCACUUAACUGUGACAGAAACUCUAGUGUUCACUGCCCUUCUCAGACUGCCAAAUAGUUUCACCAAAAAGGAGAAAAUUGUGCAUGCAAAUUCUGUGAUAGCUCAACUUGGUUUAACCAGGUGCAAGGAUAGCAUCAUUGGAGGGCCACUACUAAGAGGGGUUUCAGGAGGGGAGAGGAAAAGGGUUAGCAUUGGACAAGAAAUGCUCAUAAACCCAAGCUUGUUGUUCCUUGAUGAACCAACCUCUGGCUUGGACUCAACAACAGCUAAAAGGAUUGUGUCAACUUUGUGGGAGCUAGCAAAUGGAGGGAGAACCAUUGUGAUGACCAUACAUCAACCUUCUAGUAGGGUGUACUACAUGUUUCACAGGGUGUUGCUGCUUUCAGAAGGGAACCUAUUGUAUUUUGGAAAAGGGUCUGAAGCUAUGGAAUAUUUUACUAAUAUUGGAUUUGUCCCUACCAUGGCCAUGAACCCCUCAGACUUCCUUUUGGAUCUAGCAAAUGGUGUCUACACUGAUCAAUCGAAUGAGGACCAUGCCUUAAACAAGCAUAAGUUGAUUUAUGCAUAUAGGACCUACUUCGAUGCCAAAUUGAAACCGGUACUUCAUGAAAUUACUGACUAUGAUAAGAGUGAGGGUAGAUUUGAAGACAAUGACUUUGGUGAAUGGCCUACCAGUUGGUUGCAGCAAUUUCUUGUGCUGCUAAAACGACAUGUCAAAGAGAGAAAGUAUGAAUCAUUCUCUGGUUUGCGGAUUUGUCAGGUCCUCAUUGUUGCUCUUAUUGCAGGAUCAAUGUGGUAUAAGUGUGAUAUUUCACACUUGCAGGAUCAGAUUGGGCUUCUAUUCUUCCUUACUGGCUUCUGGUGUGGCAUGCCUCUCUACCAAGCAAUAUUCACCUUCCCACCAGAGCUAAUGAUGCUGCAGAAGGAACGAUCCUCUGGAAUGUACAGGCUCUCUUCAUAUUUCAUGUCAAGGAUGGUGAGUGACCUUCCAAUGGAGCUUGUGCUUCCCACCAUAUUCCUCACCAUAACCUAUUGGAUGGCAGGGUUGAAGCACAAUGUCACCAACUUCUUAUACACACUCUUCAGUGUUCUACUCAAUGUGUUAACUUCACAAGGGCUAGGCCUUGCAAUUGGUGCUAUUGUAAUGGACCAGAAAUCCGCAACCACACUGGCCUCGGUGAUUGUGCUAACUUCUGUUCUGGUUGGUGGAUACUAUGUUCAACAUGUGCCAAAGUUUAUGGCAUGGCUGAAAUACUUUUCCAUCAACUACUACAUAUACCAUCUCUUGAUGGGGUCUCAGUAUGAGUCUAGUGGCACAUACCCAUGUUCUAGUGGUAAGUGUUUAAUAGCAGAAUAUCCUAUGAUUAAGCAAAUGGGGCUGCAUUUACAAGGGCAACUCACUGCUGCAUUGGCUCUGUUCAUAAUGCUAAUAGGCUACAGACUUGUGGCUUAUUGUGCUCUUAUGAGGAUUGGGGUGACAAAGAAAUUGGAGUAGUACAUUUCUCUUUGAUUCUAAUGUAGUAUUACUUGUUUUUAUUGAGACAUUUCUUGGUGUUCUUUUGGAGAAUCUACAUCUAUAUGCAUAAGGAAGUAGCUAAUCCAUAUAAACUUUUAGUAGCU